CACAUGAUAUGGAAUGUAAAAAAUUGUGUUCUGCGUUAGCGUAUAAAUUGUUUACGUUUGAUAAAUCAAAAUAUUAGGUACCACUGGUAACUUGUUUACAAAUACACUCGGUGUGUUCUUGUUCAAGUUCUUCAUCUGUGCAUGAUGUUAUUAGUGGUUAGAUGAACUGCUUUGAGACGUCAGCAGUAGAUAUGCACACGUACUAUACUUUUGUGCGUACGCGGAAAAGUAACGCGUUUGACGCAUAAACUGGCAGGCGUAAGUAUUUUUUUCUGUUCACAGCUGAUUUGCACGUAUAUGGCAAAGGCAAUAAAUAACGGGAAGACAAAGUUUGAGCGGUAGUACAAUCUUUCCGGCCCAUAGUUACCGAAGAAGGAUGCGCUACACACUGUAUGCAGUUGGAAAUAACAGAUGACAGCGUUUUUUGUUAGCAGUACCUGUCAUUCGGUUUCACCUGCUUUUAUUCUAUACAACGUUUAAUGCAUCGGAACUGUUUUAGUACUUCGUGUUUCACUUCUGCAGUUGCGUGAGACAUGACUUUCCGUCAAUAUUGUUGUUCGUCCAAUCUUUCAAAUUGACAAUGUUUGUUGUAUUUCAAUGAAAUAUAUGCCAACAACACCGAAGUGAACCGUGUGCAGAUACUUAGACCACGCUUUUCUGUCCUCGAACGUGAGUUGUGAUCUGUCAAAAAGUCCCAUAAGUGUUACAUUGCACCCGGGUAUGUUAACAGAACAUGUUUUCGAUGGACGACGAAUGCUGGAGGAAUGGAUGAAGAGGAAAGUUGUGAAGAUAUCUGUUGCAACCGGCAGUAUUCUCAGUCACCGAAAUGAGGUCUCCGAGAAAAUUUCAACACUUUUGCAACCUGACAUCCUGGAUAUCGUACACAAACCGCAUGCAAGAAUUGAAUGUUGCACGAUGCAUACUUUGUAGCUUUCCUGCUUGAACGUUGUUACGACAGUUUCUCCACAGCUCAAACUCUUGUUUGUGUCGUUAAAGAUGAUGUGACGACAAAUUGCCAUGCGCAAAAAUCAAUUCUUUGCAUUUGUGUUUGUGUCGUUUUGUUUGUGGACUGUAGUGACAUAUUAUCUGUUCCAACACCGACCUCUCGGAACGCGCUUCCCAGAUAAGGCAUCUGUUGUAGAGGACCCUUUAGCAAGACUGGAAAAAAAGUUGAAGGAACAUUUAAAAGCCAACAAAAACUUAUUCAGAGAAAUACAGGAAUUUGUUUUUAAGGAAGCUGCAAACAACCACAUUGGAGAAAACUCACUUGUUGGGAAUGAAGCUCAGAAUGAAGUCCUGGGAAGUCGACAGAAGAAUAGCAAGGUUGAACAGUUGAAAGAUAUUGCGCAACAGAAACUACCAAACGGCGGCCCUGUCAUUGCUAUAGUUGUGUUUGCAUGCAAUCGUAUUACCGUCAGCAAGUGUAUUGAUCAGUUGGUGCGUUACCGUCCAUCACGCCAUCAGUUUCCUAUCAUUGUGAGCCAAGAUUGUCGCCAUAAAGCCACAGCUGAUGUUAUUGAUUCAUAUAGCAAUGAAGUUUUUCAUAUAGAGCAACCUGAUCAGUCAGAGAUUGAAGUACCUCCAAAGGAGAAAAAGUUUAGAGGUUAUUUCAACAUCGCACGGCAUUACGGCUGGGCACUAAACGAAACCUUUUUCAGAUUUGGGUUCAACACAGUCAUCAUCGUGGAAGUUUGUAUUGCAGAUGAUCUCGAUGUUGCUCCAGAUUUUUUUGAGUAUUUCUUGGGUACUUACUCACUUUUGCACAUGGAUCCUACCUUGUGGUGUGUGUCAGCCUGGAAUGAUAAUGGAAAGGCUGGUCUUGUAAAUGAAUCUGCCCCUGAUCUCUUGUACCGUACAGACUUCUUCCCAGGUCUGGGAUGGAUGUUGACCAAAGAACUGUGGAAAGAACUGGCUCCAAAAUGGCCACUGUCUUACUGGGAUGACUGGGUCAGGCAACCUGAUCAGCGAAGAAACAGGGCCUGUAUUCGGCCAGAAAUAUCUCGAACGAGGACAUUUGGCAAAGUUGGAGUUAGCAAUGGCCACUUCUAUGAAAAACAUUUGAAAUACAUUAAACUUAAUGAAAAGUUUGUGCCUUUUACUAAGAUGAAUUUGAACUACCUCUUAAAGGAUAAUUAUGAUGUCCAGUUUGUAAAGGAAGUGUAUGGCAGCCCAGUUGUAACUUAUCAAGAACUAAAGAAUGGGCCCAUAGUACAUGAUGGUCCAGUACGAAUACCAUAUUACACGAAGGAUAGUUACAAGAGGACAGCAAAAUUACUCGGAUUAAUGGAUGAUUUUAGAAGUGGUGUCCCACGUACUGGAUAUCGUGGUGUUGUGAGCUUCAUGUACAAAGGCAGGAGAGUAUAUUUAGCACCAAAUGCCAACUGGAAAAGUUACGAUCCAACGUGGAGCUAGCAUAGGGGAGACUGUAGGUGGCUGGUUUAUAGAGAAAAUUGUGGUCGACAAUGAAGUCCACCUCCAGGUCCUGACGUGGCUUCUCAGAGCUGAUGCUGUUUCUUCCGAGAAUUAUACUGUGGUGGUGAUCUGCUUGCAGGCAGUAGAUGAAGAAUGUUGAACAGAGCCUAAAUGAUUGUUUUGUAAAUUUAAAAGCAAUGUGCUGGGGAGACAAGUAAAUAAAUAAUUAAAAAGGGCAUGUGGUUCAUGCUUUGUGGAGCUAAAAGCUUGUGAUAUGUAAUGUGAAAUUGUCCCUCAGACCAUAUAGGUGCUGUCAUUCUCUCUAUUAAACCAGUCUCUGUUUUGCAGAACAAGCUGUUUUCAGAAUCUGGUUAUUCCUAGGCCCUGUGGGUUGCUAUUUAUGUAUGAGUUUUGUAAUGACGGAAUUUCAGUGAUACACUACUUAGGUACAUCAUUAACCUGCCAUUUUGCUUUAGUGGGGUAGCUUAUUUUCUAAUAGAAAACUUGUGUGACAACAGUAGAGUCAUCUGUACUUACAUUAAAUUUGAAUGUACUAUGAAGUAAGGGAGAGAAACGGGGUGGGCAGGGAGAUUGCGAAAGGUUUUAGCAAAGUGUGUUAAUAUUUUAAAAUAGAUUGUAAGUAUUUUGGCAUUGAGUUUUUUUUUAAUUCACGUAUGAAAUAAGGUAUGAACUACAUUGUAACUUUUGCAGAAUUAUUUAAUGAUGUGUCAUUUGACAAAAUUGAUGUCUGAGUAACUGUAACCAUAACCUCAGUUUCUGAUUUCGAGAAUCUGAUGUGCUUCUUCAUGAUAAAUAACAUGAAACUUUUUUUUUAAUAGCCUUUGAUGUCCACCAGAAAACUGACUAAAACUCUUUGCCAUAUACUGCAUUUAAAAUCUACUGAUGUACGUGUCAUAUUACCUUUGCUGCACGAGAGGCUGCUGGUCAGCUCUAUAAUCUGAUCUAUGUAUGUGAAAAUACAACAUGUAUAUGUCAUCUCUUAUACUGAGUGAUUCCAUGAAAUGAUAGUACAACAGAUCUAACAAACUGAUUUAUCGUUUUCAGUUUGUGCUGUAAUUUACAAUGUAGCUUUUUUAGGGGUAUUUGAGUACAAAAGUUAACCAUACAGUCUCACUUUCUGGAUAUAAACUUUACCUAUCAGUAUGGCUUGCUAAAUAUGUAAAUCAGUAUGAUUAUCCUUCGAUGAAACCACACCACAUGUAUUUUUGAAUACAUUAGAUCCUCCUUCUGUUCGCCUUCCCUCCUUCUUACCCUCGCCCCCCCCCCUCCCCCCUCCACCCCUCCAUAUCUCACUGUAAUUCAUACUGGCCCCCUGCCUCCUCUCCUUCGUGUCUCCAUUCCACUCUUGUUGCUGCUUAAUUCCUUCAAGUCUCCCUGUUCUUUUUCACAUUUCAUAUAUGUAGAAGACCAAAACAGUCAAUAGACCAGUUAGGCUGCACUGCAGUUUUUGGUCUUUAUUUUUUCGCAAGCUUUGGGACUAAUUUGAGUAGUGCUAUUAAUGUGGGUCAUACAGGAAGCCUGUGCAUUACAUUAAAGUAUCAUACUUCUUAAUGAACACUGCUACAGGGAUAUUCAAACUUUGAUGUAAAAUGUGUAAUCCACUAAAGGCCUUUUGAUUGGGUGUCAGUUUACCUAGGAAUUGUAAAUAUUUUAAAUUAAUGUCAGCACAUAAAGAGAAGCAAAACAUUCCUUAUGUUUGCUAUUAUUCUGGAUAGUUACAGAAGUUCUGCUUGUUGUCAGAGGUACAAAGGUGUCAUAGUAAUGUUUCUAAAUGCAUCUGCCAAUUGGAACAGUUACUUGCUGAAAGGAUCCUCUCAAAAUUAAAACAGAACAUUUUGAGCAGAGUUCUUUUCUACUACAUGAUGGUGUUAUACAGGAAUCCUUGCUUUCCUUCAUUUGGCAGGAGGAGAUGUACAAUGUGAUAAGAAUGUGAAGGAGAAGAAGAGAAAGGAAAUGUCAUAUAUUUUGGCACACAUUUCAUGUACUAGUAAGCAUUCAGACUGGGUCGCUGAGUGCCUGAUGACAUCAUUACACACACACACACACACACACACACACACACACACACACACACACACACACACACA
Molecule: messenger RNA, 4520 nt
Organism: Schistocerca cancellata (South American locust)
Lineage: Eukaryota; Metazoa; Arthropoda; Insecta; Orthoptera; Acrididae
Product: alpha-1,3-mannosyl-glycoprotein 2-beta-N-acetylglucosaminyltransferase
Exons: 12
Coding region: 1018-2412 (464 amino acids)
Biological process (GO): protein N-linked glycosylation
Cellular component (GO): Golgi apparatus
Molecular function (GO): alpha-1,3-mannosylglycoprotein 2-beta-N-acetylglucosaminyltransferase activity
Source: RefSeq, a predicted model, not a curated record